Messenger RNA from Cladophialophora yegresii CBS 114405, 1401 nucleotides. RefSeq lists its product as uncharacterized. The transcript has a single exon. Lineage: Eukaryota; Fungi; Ascomycota; Eurotiomycetes; Chaetothyriales; Herpotrichiellaceae. The record is from RefSeq and is a predicted model, not a curated record. The coding region runs from base 1 to 1401 and encodes 466 amino acids.
AUGUCCGCUGCACAAGCCGGAGAAUCAAGCGAGGCAAGUCGCAAUCAUAGCGGUAAAUCACAAUCACGACGACCGAGCCGACGCAAUACCAUAUCAGAGGGAUUUGGGAGCCAAGCUAGCGAGAACCAGGCGAUCAUUUCGAAGAUCAAUUUGCCGUUCCUCUCAAGCCGCGGGAUAGGUCGACUGAACGUUUCCGAGGCGUCAAUUCCUGCACCCAGAAGCUCUGACAUCUCUGCACAAGGGCAAGUCUUUGUUUCUCACGAGCGUCCCGGUGGACCCGUUGUCGAAGCUUUGCAUGACCACCCGAAGAGGUCGAACGAAGCAGCAACAAAGACACCUGAAGCCUCCGAACCGCCAGCAAACCCACCGAGAGACGAGCACUUCCAGCCUGCCGAUACUCCCUCUGAUCCAGGUGUCGCUCAAGGAACCGCGCCGGAAGAUCCCAAAGCUUCCCUACCAAGCACAACUACCGCAGAUACCACAAGACCAGCGUUGCCCUUAUUCACGCAAUCAGAGAGUGCUGUCGAAGUCACAGGGCAACCAUUCGCCAAACUUGGACCUACUCAGGCGCGUUCGGUCCCUGCAAUCAGGAUUCACAGACCUAGUGGCACGGUCAUGGCUGAGUCAGUAGGAACAACAGCUAUCAACGGCGCCAAGCUGCCGGCCACUCCUAUGCAAUCGGCACUUGAACAAAGUCCACCCAUUGCGGGGACUGCGGCGCUCAACCCUCUUUCGACGACGGUAGCAGCCAUCCCAGCCCCGACUAACCUCCCAGUGGACACCUCCAAUGUCACCAAUGCUGUCAGCGUAGCAACUUCGGCCCUGCCGAGCUUACCUGUGGGUGGCAAUGUUGGCAAAAGGAAGAGGGUGAUCCGGAAGACACGCAGGCUUGUUGUCAGAAGGCGCCUUCUGGCCAUUAUCAUUGGGCGCGACCUUGCUAAUGUUCUCCAUCCACAACUCAACGCAGCCGGAAAUGUUGCUGGCAGUGUGCCCUUGCCGGUCGAUGGACCAAGUGACUUGGUCAGCAGCUAUACGAGCCGAACCGAGCGCAAACGAGACUUCCGCCGUCGAAACCUGGACCAAAAGAUUGCGGCUGCCAGAAUCCAUGCAGAAGCAGAGGAGAUCCACCGGUGUCGGAUGUGCCGAGGGCUGACGAGGACAAUGUAUCUACGACGUUAUCACCGACUUCAGCUCAAAAGAGACAGACCUGACAUGAAUACCGUCGAUCGGCAUGCGACGGCCAUGAGUCGAGUCGCGGUAUUCAAGUGCAAGUGCGACAGGCGACUACUUGGGGUGUCCAAUAAGGUGGCAGUCCGGGAUGCGGCGCCUACGCAGCAUCUGAGAGGUCCGGCCGCCGCUGAUGCUCCUUUGUCUGGAGUUGAGGCGGCGCAGCAGCGUUAG